Molecule: messenger RNA, 474 nt
Organism: Prunus armeniaca (apricot)
Lineage: Eukaryota; Viridiplantae; Streptophyta; Magnoliopsida; Rosales; Rosaceae
Source: the annotation of a GenBank genome assembly
AUGGAUGAUAACAAAGAAGUCGUUGAUCAACUGAUGAAGGAUCUAAAACUGCUGCAUAUGGAGAAUAUGGCUCCUUGGCCCAUCCUUGAGUGCUUGGGCAUGGCCAAAGAUGUACUUAAUCUCCAAAAUUGUUAUGAAAAUUUCAAACCUUCCUUUAGUGCUUCUGAAUUCUGGAAGACCACGCAUAAAGUCAACCUGGUGGAUUAUCAAAAACAGAAAGCAGAAUUGGAUGCAUUGGUUACAGAUUACAAUGAGACAAAAUCUACCGCUGACAAACUAGAGAAGGAUACUGAGGACCUCCAGAAGCAACUGGCUACAUUGAGGGAAAGGCAGAAGAAUCUUGAAGCUAGAUUGGGUGCAAAGACUAAAUCUACCUUCCUUGUGCAAAGUGUGGUCUCAGCUUCAAGGCCUACACUGGAGAUUGCAAAGAUCUCCAUCAAGAAGGCUGGACUACAAGAAACUCUUAAGAACUAG